GCCCCAGCUGUCUGGCUGGAAAAGAACUCUGUGGGAUGAAGAUUGAAGAGCAGGUAAAGUUGUCUUUUUCUUCAGUGGCUCCUGUCUGAAGUAGAAAGAAACAGGAACUGUGUGUCAGACUGAAGAGCCUUUGUGAAAGGUGCCCUGGCAAGAAGAAGAGGUGUGUCCCUUUGAAUUCUUGGCUUGGGCUCUGAUACCCCAUUUACUUGUUGGUGAAACCAGAAGCAGCACUGAAGACUUGAGGCAGUUCAGCCUCACAGUCUUACAGGAUUUCUGAGGCAGAAGAAACUUCAUUCCAUAGAUGAACCAACAGCCCCUGAUAGGAUGAUGUGCCCAAGGUCACCCAGCCAAGAUGCUGAGCAGGACUGAACAUCGGAUUGGUUGACACUACUGUGCAUUCCAUUCAGAUUAAGGGACUCUUUGUGUGGUAGCUGUGAGGUAGCUCUUGGUGUCUGAUGUGGCACUGAUGCUUUCUUGAACAUCAGCUCUCCAGUGGAUAGUGAACCUGUCUUCAAGUGAUGUGUGGCUGUAGCUGCCCUGCCCCAGCCAGCUGCAGGCCCCACCCUUCCUGUAGCCAGGCUGAUGGGCCUUAUCUCUUCACCCACCCGGCUGGGUGCAGCACUCCUACUGAGACCUGCCUUGGCCAGGGUAGGCCUUGGGGCUCAGUGUCCUGGUUACUGCCGCUGCUACAGCAGAUCUUAGUGUUGUUUCCCUCUGGUCUUUGCUUCUCUGGAUCUCAGAAAAGAGCAGAAGGAAGAAGACGGCUCAAAGAUGAGAGUGAUUCGAGUGGGUACCCGUAAAAGCCAGUUGGCUCGCAUACAGACGGACACUGUUGUGGCAAUGCUGAAAGCCUUAUACCCUGGCCUGCAGUUUGAAAUUGUUGCUAUGUCCACCACAGGGGACAAGAUUCUUGACACUGCCCUCUCCAAGAUUGGAGAGAAGAGCCUAUUUACGAAGGAACUGGAAUAUGCCCUGGAGAGGAAUGAAGUGGACCUGGUUGUUCACUCCCUGAAGGACCUGCCUACUGUGCUACCUCCUGGCUUCACCAUUGGAGCCAUCUGCAAGCGAGAAAGCCCCUACGAUGCCGUUGUCUUUCACCCAAAAUUUGUGGGGAAGACUCUACAAACCUUGCCAGAGAAGAGCGUGGUGGGGACCAGCUCCCUUCGGAGAGCAGCCCAGCUGCAGAGAAAGUUCCCACAUCUGGAGUUCAAGAGCAUUCGGGGCAACCUCAACACCCGACUGCGGAAGCUGGACGAACAGCAGGAGUUCAGUGCCAUCAUCCUGGCUGUUGCUGGCCUGCAGCGUCUGGGCUGGCAGAACAGAGUGGGGCAGAUCCUGCACCCUGAGGAGUGUAUGUAUGCUGUGGGCCAGGGGGCCCUGGGUGUGGAAGUCCGAGCCAAGGACCAGGACGUCUUGAAUCUAGUGGAUGUGUUGCAUGAUCCUGAGACUCUGCUUCGUUGCAUCGCCGAAAGGGCCUUCCUGAGGCACUUGGAAGGAGGCUGCAGUGUGCCAGUGGCGGUGCACACCGUGAUGAAGGAUGGGCAACUGUACUUGACUGGAGGAGUCUGGAGUCUAGAUGGCUCAGAUAGCAUGCAAGAGACUAUGCAGGCUACCAUCCAUGUCCCUGUCCAGCAUGAGGAUGGCCCAGAGGAUGAUCCCCAGCUGGUCGGCAUCACUGCCCAGAACAUUCCACGAGGAGCCCAACUGGCUGCUGAGAACUUGGGCAUCAGCCUGGCCAAUCUGUUGCUAAGCAAAGGAGCCAAAAACAUCCUGGAUGUCGCACGGCAGCUUAAUGAUGUCCAUUAACUGGUCUGUGGGGCACAGGUGCCUGGGUCGCUUUACUGUGCCUGUACCUGGCCUUCAGUGCCUUGUGCUAACUGGGGAGUGAUUACCCCAAACUGCAGGAUCUGAGACUUCAGAGCUUGCCAGCUGCCUUGCCUGCUUCCUCUUUAGAGGGGGGCUUCAUCUCUUAAAAGAAAAAGUGAAUGUAACCAGCUCUAAUAACCAGCCCUGAAGUUUUUUUGGUGGGGUUGGGUUAAGACAUGAAUAAACACAAAACCCUUUAA
Molecule: messenger RNA, 2066 nt
Organism: Heterocephalus glaber (naked mole-rat)
Lineage: Eukaryota; Metazoa; Chordata; Mammalia; Rodentia; Bathyergidae
Gene: Hmbs
Product: hydroxymethylbilane synthase
Biological process (GO): heme biosynthetic process
Cellular component (GO): cytoplasm
Molecular function (GO): hydroxymethylbilane synthase activity
Source: RefSeq, a predicted model, not a curated record